Molecule: messenger RNA, 2334 nt
Organism: Bipolaris zeicola 26-R-13
Lineage: Eukaryota; Fungi; Ascomycota; Dothideomycetes; Pleosporales; Pleosporaceae
Exons: 6
Coding region: 1-2334 (777 amino acids)
Biological process (GO): threonyl-tRNA aminoacylation
Cellular component (GO): cytoplasm
Molecular function (GO): threonine-tRNA ligase activity; ATP binding
Source: RefSeq, a predicted model, not a curated record
AUGGCGGACGCAAUCAAAGAUGCCGUCAACUCGGCCGUCGAGGGAGUGAAAGACCUGGCCGUAUCUGCCGAACAGAAGGCCGAGCAAAAAGGAAACAAGGCCCCGAAACCGAAGAAGGAGAAAAAGGCCAAGGGUGAUGCUGGCGAUGGUCGUCCAUUGAUGCUUGACCCUGCACCAGCCUACAUAGACCAUCGUAUUAAGAUUUUUGAGAAACUCAAGGCAAAGUACGACGAAGAAAUCGCCCAGAAGCCCCGCGAGAAAAUCACCAUUACGCUUGAAGACGGCAAGAUUGUUGAAGGCGAAUCAUGGUCUACCAGUCCUGCCGACAUUGCGCGAAACAUCUCCAAGAGUCUGUUUGAGCGCACCGUUGUCGCGCGUUUGGACAAGGGAACACCGGAAGAGACACUUUGGGAUCUUGAACGACCACUGGAGAAGAGCUGCAAGCUUGAGCUCUUGCCUUUUGACGACCCUGAAGGCAAGAAAGUCUUCUGGCACUCGAGCGCGCAUAUCCUAGGAGAAGCCUCGGAACGCAGAUUUGGAUGCGACCUGUGCAUUGGUCCUCCUAUUGAAGAUGGAUUCUACUAUGAGAUGGCCCUCCCCGAUAACGCUGCCGUUGAUCCCGCCGACCACAAACCGCUAGAGACCAUUGUCAACAGCAUUGUCAAGGAGAAGCAAGUCUUCGAGCGUCUGACCCUGUCCAAGGACGAUCUGCUUGAGAUGUUCAAGUCCAACAAGUACAAGCAGCACAUCAUCAAGGAUAAGAUUCCCGACGGUAGCUUCACCACUGUGUACCGGAACGGACCGCUAAUUGAUCUCUGCCGAGGACCCCACGUACCGCACACUGGACGGAUAAAGCAGUUCAAGGUCAUGAAGAAUUCCGCAUCAUACUUCUUGGGUGAUGCCAAGAACGACAGUCUGCAACGUAUCUAUGGUGUUUCCUUCCCCGACAAGGAUGCGAUGCAGCAACAUCUCAAGUUCCUUGAAGAGGCUGCCAAGCGCGAUCACCGCAAGAUUGGAAAGGAACAAGAAUUGUUCUUUUUCCACGAGUACAGCCCUGGUUCGUGCUUCUUCCUCCCACAUGGUCAGAUCAUCUACAACACACUACAAGCCUUUCUGCGCGAAGAAUACUGGAACCGUGGGUAUCAGGAAGUCGGAUCACCGAACAUGUUCAAUUCUGCACUAUGGAAAAUUUCGGGUCACUGGCAACAUUACGCAGACGACAUGUUCACUUUCGAUGUCGAAAAGGAGAAGUGGGCUCUGAAGCCCAUGAACUGCCCUGGACACUGCUUGAUUUUCGGGCACCGUGAGCGUAGUUACAGAGAAUUGCCUAUUCGCAUGGCUGACUUUGGUAUCUUACAUCGGAAUGAAGCCAGCGGUGCGCUUACUGGCCUUACCCGUGUACGCAGAUUCCAGCAAGAUGACACCCAUGUUUUCUGUACCCAAGAUCAGAUCACGGAGGAGAUCUCUGCGCUGUUCGACUUCCUAAGAGCUGUAUAUGGAAAGUUUGGUUUCACAUUCAAGCUGAAGUUGAGUACACGUCCUGAGGGCUUCCUUGGUGACAUCGAGACCUGGAACAAGGCCGAGGCGAAGCUGACCGAAGCUUUGGAUCAAUUUACCGCUGAGGGUGGUGGCGCUUGGGAGCUUAACCCUGGUGAUGGUGCUUUCUACGGUCCCAAGAUCGAUAUUACCAUUUCGGACGCUUUGAAGCGAGAGUUUCAGUGUGCUACUAUUCAGCUCGAUUUCCAGUUGCCUAUCCAAUUCGGACUUGAGUACAUGACUUCUGAGGUCGUUCCUACAAAGGCGAAGGAGCAGCUGAAAGAAGUCGAACAGGCCGACCAGAAGAAGGAGAAGCCAGAAGCUACUGAUGCUACUGUGGCCAAAAACCCCAAGGAACCACAACCAGGUUAUGCAAGGCCCGUCAUGAUUCACCGUGCUAUCUACGGUUCCUUUGAGCGUUUUAUUGCUAUCCUCACAGAGCAUUUCGCGGGUAGGUGGCCUUUCUGGCUAUCACCUCGCCAAGUCAUGGUCAUUCCGGUGAUGCCGAGCGCAAACGACUAUGUCAAGGAAGUUCAGGCUGUGCUCCGCAAGAACCGUUUCCACGCCGACAUCGACAUUAGCGGUAACACUAUGCAAAAGAAGAUCCGCACAGCACAGUUGGCACUAUACAACUUCAUCAUGGUUGUCGGUGCAGAAGAGCAACAGGCGAGGGCUGUCAACUGGAGAAACCGCGAUGACCAAGAGACUCAACAGCGUGGCGUCAUCGUGCCGCUUGAUGAGGCUGUCGAGAAGCUGGUCAAACUGAGAGAUGAGCGCAGGCUUGAGAACAAGGUUUAA